CAGUUGUCAGAUGUUUGGGAUUUGUGAUUUCUAAUGCUCUUUCCGCUUGAUUUGGCAACACUUUCUAAGUAAAUGGUAAUCAAUUGAGUAGUUUCUUUGUACAUCAGAACUUGUUUACGGCAGUUUUUGCAACAAAAUCAUUCUAUCCAUCGCUCAUCGCAGCAAACCAUGUGAAUUGAACAUUCGUUAGUUACUUUCAAUUGAACGUGCCCUGAGCGAACACUGACAAAACCGAGAUAAACGCAACUAUGGCAAACCAAGGCAAAGGAGGGCCAUCGACGUCGCUUGAGUACAACGGAAGCUCGACCAGUGAUCGCAAAAAGUUUCUUGUAAACAAUGAAUUCAUGUCGGAUGUGGUUUUCCUGGUGGGUGAAAAGAAGCAGCGAAUCUAUGCCCACAAGUUGUUUCUGAUUGCGAGUUCGGAGUAUUUUUUCGCCAUGUUCAAUGGCAACUUCAAGGAAUCGAACGAAAGUGAAAUCGUUUUGGAUGACGUUGAGCCAGCGAUCUUCUUGGAAAUCAUGCGAUUCGUGUACUGCGGCAAGAUCGAUCUCACGUUUCAGAACAUUCACGAAAUUUACAUUCACUCGAGGAAGUAUAUGCUGAUGGAACUGUUGGCCAUGGCUUCCAAUUUUUUGGAGAAAAGCAUUGAACCGGAGAAUGUGUUGAAAAUUUUCACACAGAAUCGGUUCUACGGAUUUCAGUUUGUCGACGAAAAGUGCUUGAACUUGAUUAGGACAAACCCCUUAUUCUACUUCAAUCACGAAGACUUUUCGUUGAUCGAUCGAGAGUCACUGUGCUUGAUCUUAGCUUCUAAGAAAAUUAACUGCACGGACGAUCAGCUGAUGGGCGCGUUGGACAUCUGGGAGAAGGGCCACUCAGAGGAGAAGGUGGACGAGCUGAAAUCGAUCAUCAAAAACUCCAAACGAUCGUACGAUUGCUACAAGUUGCGAUUGUUUGGACCGUCAUCGGGGUCCGAGCCGAAUGACUUCGGCUUCUCGAUAGUGUCGGAGACGAACGUCAAUUUGUACGGCAUCGGGGUUUUCCUCAAAACCACCGCUUCGGUUAUCACAAUCGAAAUGAAAAUCUUCCAAAACGACCUUGAGAUCGGGUGCGAUCUGUUCGAGUACGAGAACGACAACUUUGUGACCGUGGACGUGGCCAAUCUGUUCUUUGAGGAGAUCGUACUGAAGCCGCACCAUCGGUAUAGGAUCGCGCUGAACGUAACGCCGGCGGUUGAACCCUUCACCAUACAAAACCCGAAGAUUCAUCACGAUCGGAUCAAGAUGUCGAUCGCGAAUGUCAUCUACGGCCGCUGUGAUAGUACGUACUGUGCAAUCGCUCAUAUGCACUGUAGGGAACAGAAAAACAUAGGCAAGGGCGGGUGAAUCGACGAGAACAUUUUGCUUUAGCUAUCAUUGGUUAUGUAAUUGAACUAGAUGAAUUAAUGAUAUUCGUUUAAAUCUGUUUUAAGACUCUGUAGGCGUGUACUUAGUGGCGUUUCAAACGUUCAAAUAAAUCUUGAUUGCAAUUA
Armigeres subalbatus is the source of this 1531-nucleotide messenger RNA. RefSeq names its product BTB/POZ domain-containing protein 1-like. Gene Ontology annotation, molecular function: protein binding. The transcript is spliced from 2 exons. Gene Ontology annotation, biological process: neurogenesis. The coding region runs from base 249 to 1385 and encodes 378 amino acids. The record is from RefSeq and is a predicted model, not a curated record. Gene Ontology annotation, cellular component: cytosol. NCBI's taxonomy places the organism in Eukaryota, Metazoa, Arthropoda, Insecta, Diptera, Culicidae.